Molecule: messenger RNA, 2163 nt
Organism: Egretta garzetta (little egret)
Lineage: Eukaryota; Metazoa; Chordata; Aves; Pelecaniformes; Ardeidae
Gene: ST13
Product: ST13 Hsp70 interacting protein
Exons: 11
Coding region: 1-975 (324 amino acids)
Molecular function (GO): Hsp70 protein binding
Source: RefSeq, a predicted model, not a curated record
AUGGGAGGCACGAUACCGCCUGCUCCAGCCAAUGCCUCCACAGAGGAGACAAGUAAGGGCAAAGCAGAAGAACAGCCAGAGGAGCCAGUUAAAUCACCUGAACCAGAAAGUGAAGAGAGUGACUUAGAAAUUGACAAUGAAGGAGUGAUUGAACCAGACAAUGAUGACCCUCAAGAAAUGGGAGAUGAAAAUGUGGAGGUAACUGAAGAGAUGAUGGAUCAAGCUAAUGAGAAGAAGAUUGAAGCGAUAAAUGCUCUAAGUGAAGGUGAACUUCAGAAGGCUGUCAACUUGUUCACAGAUGCUAUCAAGCUGAAUCCUUGUUUGGCCAUCUUGUAUGCCAAGAGAGCAAGUGUUUUUGUGAAACUACAGAAGCCAAAUGCUGCCAUUAGAGAUUGUGACAGAGCCAUCAAGAUUAAUCCUGACUCAGCACAGACCUACAAAUGGAGGGGGAAAGCACAUAGACUUCUGGGUCACUGGGAGGAGGCCGCUCAUGAUCUUGCGUUAGCUUGUAAACUGGAUUACGAUGAAGAUGCUAGUGCCAUGCUGAAGGAGGUGCAACCAAGAGCUCAGAAAAUUGCAGAGCAUCGCCGAAAAUAUGAGCGGAAGCGUGAAGAAAAGGAAAUCAAGGAAAGAAUGGAAAGAGUAAAGAAGGCACGGGAGGAACAUGAGAGAGCACAGAGGGAGGAAGAAGCAAGACGACAGGCAGGAGGAGCUCAGUUUGGUGGUUUCCCAGGUGGCUUCCCAGGUGGAUUUCCUGGGGCUAUGCCUGGAGGCAUGCCAGGAAUGGCGGGUAUGCCAGGUCUCAAUGAGAUUCUCAGUGAUCCAGAAGUCCUUGCGGCCAUGCAGGAUCCAGAAGUUAUGGCUGCAUUCCAAGAUGUUGCCCAGAACCCAGCAAAUAUGUCCAAGUACCAGAACAAUCCCAAGGUCAUGAGUCUCAUCAGUAAAUUGUCUGCCAAAUUUGGCAGUAAACCAUAAUAUCCCUGGUUCUUAAAAAUCAUAUCUGAAUGGGAAGGGUUGGAUUUGGCUAACCAGUGUUGCAAUAAAACAAACCAUUGUACCUCUGAUCUUAAGAGGAGAAACGGGGUGUUCUAAGGAGAACUGCUCUCUAGCCCCAAGUGUUGACUUAAUUCAAUGAUUGGUUUAUAGCACUCAAAUUAUAAUCAGAUAAUGUAGUUUAAACCAUCCCUCCUUGUCCAAGAGUUGCAGCCUUUUGUUAUAAGCAUUACAGACAAUUUCCUUUAAAUGAACACUCCUGUAAGAAAUUGUAAUAUUCCAGGAGUUUAAGAUAAAAACCUGCCGUUGUGUUACUUUGGAUUUUUUUUUUUUAAUUACCCUCAGUGAGCAAAGAAGAAGGAACUUUAAUAGUUGAAGUCUGUCUUAAUCCCCUUAGGACAGAAAAGUUGGAUUAGUCACAAAUAGAAAAGUCGGACAAGUCUGAAGAAUUAACUGGAUAAAGGAAUUGUCUGCAAAUACAAGUCCUUACAGUUUUGGGUUUUGUUUUGGUUUUUUUUUUUUUCAAUGGGUGACUGACUUUCUGUAGCUAUUAAAAUUAUCAGUAUAACCAUGCUGGCUAGUUACACACUGGAACUUCUGGCAGUACUGCAAAUAAUGUAAUAUUUUGAUCACCACAACUGUGCUGCAAAGGUACAGUCCAAUCCUUUGCACAAUCUGGCAUUAAGUACAUAUUGCAGAGGCCACAGAGGUUUUUGUUACUUGCUCAAUUCUUGCCCAGCACCUUUACAUAACAUUUUAUUUAUCAGUCUGGGUACGGGAGAGCAGCUUAUUGCCUGUGCUUUGUGCUCUUGUCUUUUCCCACUUGGCAAGUCCACCGCUGGUUGCACUCGCCCACCCUUGGGGCCAUGCUUACCAGGUUUCAUCUAUUUGGAAACUUUAGGGAAGGAAUCUUGUUCCCAUCACUACCUCUGUCCCACUGAAUGCAAGCCAUCCAGAACACAUAAAUGCAGAGUUACAAAUCAGUGAAGGGGAGAAUACUGAACAAAAUUGCAGCUCUGGGUUCUGAGUCAGUUAAGUCCUUACACGCUUAGUGGUUAGAAUUUCUUGGCCAAAGUCCUGCUGUCUCUUUAGAAGUGAUGACUCUUCCUUCACCGCAUACUGUAGUCUUCCAUCUUUUCUUGUAUUCUUUUCUUAAAAAAAAAAAAAAAA